This is a messenger RNA of Sciurus carolinensis (gray squirrel), 905 nucleotides long. RefSeq names its product myosin light chain 5 (gene Myl5). Gene Ontology annotation, cellular component: cytoplasm. The coding region runs from base 1 to 615 and encodes 204 amino acids. The record is from RefSeq and is a predicted model, not a curated record. The transcript has 7 exons. Gene Ontology annotation, molecular function: calcium ion binding. Lineage: Eukaryota; Metazoa; Chordata; Mammalia; Rodentia; Sciuridae.
AUGGAGCGCGUGCUGGAGGGGUCCGAGGCCUGGAGCGCGGGCGUGCCCCGGGGCGGCGACUGGCUGGCUGGGACCCUCAGUCCCGUCCUCCUGCCUCAGGCCAGCAGGAAGACCAAGAAGAAGGAGGGUGGGGCCCUGCGCGCCCAGAGGGCGUCCUCCAACGUCUUCUCCAACUUCGAGCAGACCCAGAUCCAGGAGUUCAAGGAGGCAUUCACUCUCAUGGAUCAGAACCGAGACGGCUUCAUCGACAAGGAGGACCUGAAGGACACCUACGCCUCCUUGGGCAAGACCAACGUCAAGGAUGACGAGCUGGAUGCCAUGCUCCGGGAGGCCUCGGGGCCCAUCAACUUCACCAUGUUCCUGAACCUGUUUGGGGAGAAGCUGACUGGCACGGACACUGAGGAGACCAUCCUGAAUGCCUUCAAGAUGCUGGAUCCCGACGGCAAAGGCAGCAUCCACAAGGAGUACAUCAAGCGCCUGCUGAUGUCCCAGGCUGACAAGAUGACUGCGACUGAGGUGGACCAGAUGCUGGAGUUCGCCUCCAUCGAUGCAGCAGGCAACCUGGACUAUAAGGCGCUGAGCUACGUGCUCACCCACGGGGAGGAGAAGGAGUGAGGCUGCUCCCGCCAGGCUGUGGCAGUUCAAUAAACAUGGACCCACACACCUGCCUGCCAGUGUCUGCCCAGUUGUCUCUGCUUUGGCCUGGGGCCCCUCUGCUGGCAGCCUGCCCACCUGUCCUGUAACCAGGCUCAGCGUACAGUCACCCCAUAGUGAGCAGAGGUGAGCAUAGUGAGCUCAGGAAUUGGCUCCUCCUAGCAGGUGCCCACACCUGUCCACUCCAGGGCCACUCCAUACUGUGGCCCUCAGGACCCCAUUACCCAGCUCCCCCUCAGCCCCUGCUGCUG